This is a messenger RNA of Aureobasidium subglaciale EXF-2481, 3141 nucleotides long. RefSeq lists its product as uncharacterized. The record is from RefSeq and is a predicted model, not a curated record. The transcript is spliced from 4 exons. Bases 441 to 2894 code for a protein of 817 amino acids. NCBI's taxonomy places the organism in Eukaryota, Fungi, Ascomycota, Dothideomycetes, Dothideales, Saccotheciaceae.
GCGCUAUCAUUCUUACAAGUUCACGAUCAAAUGAUGUUAGGCAUGCGGAAACGUAUCGAAAUGUCGAGGUGUUCGGCUCAAGGCACGACAAAUCCCGAUACGUAUCCUUGCAUGACUGCGAUGCAGAGCUGCAGCGGUCUGCAUGGUACUCCUAGCGCUAAGUGGACCAGGGUUUCUGCAUCCAACGACCUGUCUGUUGGUAGAGGGCCCGAGUAUAUGCAUACGAUCGUCGCACAUCGUUGCUGUAAGGAUGGUACUCUCCCCUUGCACGACUACCUGUGUGAAGUGUAAUUGUUAUUAUUUACCUGGCCAGUUCAACCAACUACAUGUUCCUGCUACUCUCCAAUUUGAUCGCCGUAGCUUUGCUUCCUUGUGUCACCUGUGUGUAUCGAGUGAACAAAGUCUCAGAGCAUCCCUCCAGCCCUGCCUUCUCGUUUUAGAUGCACCUUUCCGCCAUUCCACGACGCAGACCUGUACCCCCAUUCAUCAACCAUACGCCCAGAGCCUUUGGGCUCCAAAAACUCGGCCAGUCACAUCAGUUUUCAGUAAUGUUUGGUCCAACCGGUAUGGCGGUGCCUGUCUUGCUGCCAGCCCUCCCAGCCAAACCAGCGCGCCCUGAUGUAGCUGCAAGUGGGGGAAGCAGUACGGGCGGCAGCCUCAGCUAUGCUAGCUCUCAAGCGGACGUUAAAAUACAGAAAGACGCUCUCCCAGCAUCAUCUGAGACUGCCUCUGCCGAAGACAAUAGGAGCCCCUUCGUAGACAGGAUGAUGACUCAGACAAACCUUCUCGUUCUGCCUCCGUCCAAUCCAUCGUACCAGAUGGCUUACUUCCUCAAGACCACUGGGCCGGUGAAGGAGCCUCUAGCGAAAAAGGCGAGAUCUAAAAGAAUAUCCUCCGCAGUGCGCAUCUUCAAAACAAGUAACAAUCGGCCCUCAGAGUCACUGACUGCUGCCCAUAUGAGGCUCAACGAAAUCAUCUCAGAAGAAAAGGACGGUCCGGAAGUCGAGAUGCAGCCCCCAGACGAUGCCUCUCAGACGUCCAAGAAGCCCCUGUUGUUGACAGAGCCGGCACUACCAGAGGUCGUGAUUCCAAAAGUGUCCAAAACAGGCCAAAAAUAUUUCGAGAUUGAAACGACCAGCAAGAAAUACGGGCACGCAAAAGCACAAAAAAGCCCCGAAAUAGCCGAGUCUCGAGUCUCUGUGCUAGUCACGGAUCAACUCAGCACUGAAAGCUUCCAAGAUUGGGUUAUGGGCUUCGAAGGCUCCCAAUGCGACACAGUCUCCCAGAAAGAUGAGGGGCCAGAGGCCCUUCGAGGUUGGCCGACAAAAGGAAUUUCACAGACACUGCCUCAUGAAGAAACUGCUCGAGUACUCGAUCGCCAAACGACAGCCCCAGUGCGUCCGCUAUUCCUGGGAACAAAAGCUCGUGCGGAGACUGCGACAAGAGACCGAUACGUUCGGGUGAUACCAGGAAUAACGGCACCACUUAGAAGUCAUCCAGUGACUUCCGGUCCCGUGCCGAGCGUCUUGCCUCCGGCAUUGCCAGUCAACAAGGCCAGCCCCAAAGGAAUCGGUCCGGUCAAAGCCGCAGCUGUUGCUCAACCACGUCCGCGAAGAAUGAACGGCCAUCCACCAGUGCUUUCAAAAACCUCGAGUGACGUAUCCGGGCUUCGGUUCUCCUAUACUCCACAAGAGGGUGUGAGAUCGGUCUCAGAUAGUCCUGGGCCUCCGCCUCCCCGCAGUCCCUUACGACUGUCGAUACCGUCCGAAUCCUUAGGCGAGAUGUUGAACAAGUCGACACCGUGUACUAGUCCCGAGACCUGUGAGAAGAUCGAGACACCGAUCAACGAGGAGCAGGCUAUUCGAGUGACGAAAGAGGCUGCUGUUACAUACGAUACUCGAGAGCAGAGAGACGACGAACUGCCUUUCUUCCUCAAGCCAGGAAGCAGUGGAACGAGUAGUGAUGUCUUCUGCACAAACUCGAGCGAGUUCAGGGUGCAUCCAUCGAAGCCUCUCGAGCUCAUUGACGCCAUGGUGAAAGCAUCUCAGCAAAACACAUCGCGCCGACGCCUCCGUAAAGCUAGGCCUGAGGGCCCGCGUCCGUUUGACCUGAACGUCUCGAAUCCACAAGCCUCUCCUGAGCGCGACUCAAGGCCUGACGGUUAUUGCACAAGCCCGCUCUCCAUUAAGCGCACCACCAGCACAGGCGAGAUGUCAGAGAAUUAUCGAGUCAUUGCUACUACUGCCUCGCCUUCACCUAGGAUCAGUCAUGUUCGCAAGGCUCCCAGUGCAAGAGGCAGGAACAGUCCAGCACACCGAGUUAAGGGAAGCAGACGUGGCCGAGGCCCAGUAAGCAUAACUCCAGCACCUUCGCGAGUCAGUAGUCCAUCGAAGCACGGUCGAACGGUCUCUAUAAUUGCAGAUUUACCAUCGCCACCUCCUAAGAAGGAGCUACCACCGACUCCCCAUGCAAGGACUGCAAGAUCGGAAACAGUGCUAGAUGUAGGGCUAGCAAGGACCGAAUCGAUUAAAGACUUACCCGCACCACCAAUUGGUGAGAGUGGACACAGCUCAGUGUUCCCUUCCCCACCUUCGAGUGCAAAGACAGCAAGAUUCAAGCUACAGCCGGGCGAAAACAGUCCUUCAAGCAUCGAGGCACGCAUGGACGCACUUGAACGUAGAAACAAAUUGUUGGAAGCUGCGCUUUCAGCUGUGCUCAAGACUGGAGGGAUGCUCAAUGGUUGCCCAUGUCAGGCGUCACACAUGCCUGGGCAUGAAUGUGAAGCAGCGGCAAGCGAGCCAUUGGUCGCAAGAGCAAGUGUACGAAGCAGAGUAAGCUCGGGUAGUAACGGGUCGAGUGCACUAGAUGUAUAUCUCAAUACAAGAGGCAGGUAAGCAGUUCCAGGAGGAGCGUUGAAAAUGUGGUAUGAUUAUAUAAUCAUUAGUUAAACAUGUAUACACCUUUCGGAUCAGUUGUUAAUGCAAUCGCGCCGUGCAAACCCCGGAAAAUCGACUUCGAAUGUGGGUGACGGGAAUAUGAGCGAUGGUUCGUCAGCGUAGAAUCGCUAGCCACCAAGAGCUGUUGAUGUUGCAGAUGCUGUAGCGAAUGUGGAGGCCUGGGAAGUGGAUGGAGAAGUGAAAG